This is a messenger RNA of Acanthopagrus latus (yellowfin seabream), 1179 nucleotides long. RefSeq names its product surfeit 2 (gene surf2). The record is from RefSeq and is a predicted model, not a curated record. The coding region runs from base 101 to 847 and encodes 248 amino acids. The transcript is spliced from 6 exons. NCBI's taxonomy places the organism in Eukaryota, Metazoa, Chordata, Actinopteri, Spariformes, Sparidae.
GAGUCGGCGCAGAGAACCCACGUGUGGACACUUCCUGUCAGGGGGCUGGCCUGAUAAACACACCGAAAGAUCUGUUUUGAAGUGUGUUUUUUUUGAAGCUAUGGACGAACUACCCGCGGACCUCAGAGCUUUCCUACUCAGCCACCCUUUCCUUCAGCUUACAGACGCCAAAAAGAUCAAAUGCACUCUGAACGGCCACGAGUUUCCCUGCAGCCUGGCCGAGCUGCAGAAGUUCACCCAGGGGAAGAAGUACGAGAAGCUGAGCGCUGCAGCGGACUUCAACUACAGCCAGUAUGAGCCGCACAUCGUGCCGAGCUCGAAACAACCCAACCAGCUCUUCUGCAAGCUGACCCUCAGACACCUCAACCGCCAGCCGCAUCACGUCCUCAGACACGUGAACGGCAAACGCUUCAAGAAAGCCCUCGCCAAAUAUGAAGAGUGCGCAAAGCAGGGGAUCGAAUACGCCCCGGCCAGACUCAAGCAGAAAAGGCCCAGAGACAGCGGAGGAGAGGUCGAGCGGGGGAGAGCCUCAAAACACGGGAACGGGAUGUGGGAACCCACAUCCAGUGACGAGGACCACAGCGACUCAGAAGACAGCAUGAGCGACCUCUACCCUCCCACCAUAUUCACUGUAAAAAACCCGGCAGAGGAAAAUAUGGAGGGUGAAAACAAGGGGGAUGGGGAGGACGAUGACUUCCAAACAGAUGAAGAGGAUGAAAUGGAGGUGGAUAGUCAAGUACUGCAGAAACGCAAGAAGGUCCAAGGAGGCGGUUUUCAGAAGAAAUUCAGAAACAACAACUGGAAAUCGGGACGUAAGAAACGUGGAAAAGUCCCAAAUGGGAAGUAAAUGCAAAACCCUAAAUGUGUAGUAUUUUUACACCUGCUAAUUUGUCAGGGAGCAGCACUGCACUUCCAGUUUGGAGAAGCAUUACUGUGACUGUCUGAACCAGCCGGACAUUUGUAUAGUGAAAACAUCCCCUCGACUUUUCAUAUUUAUUCCAUAUGAAAAAUAGUCUGUUGUUCAAGUUUUGAUGCCGCACAGCUCCAGCCAGGCUGGUUUACGUGACAUGGACAAUGUCUGCGUGGCAGUAAACGCAUCAUUUUGUCUGGAGAAGUUGUAUUUUCUGGUUUGCAACCAAGAGCGCUUGUAUAAAAUACAACUCUGUUUGUAUGUGCAAA